UGUGUGAUAAAAAAUCCUUACUUUUUACAGAAUCAGAUCUUUGAAAGAGUUUUGCUCCUUGAUACAUGUCUUCAAUGGCUUCUCCUAUUGUUGUAGAAGAUCGUCCAGCUCCGCUCGAUGCUACAGCUGAUCCACCUGCUCUGUUCGACGGAACCACUAGAUUGUACACAAGCUACGUUUGCCCAUUUGCUCAACGAGUUUGGAUCACCAGAAACUUCAAGGGUUUGCAAGAAAAGAUUAAACUUGUUCCUUUGGAUCUUGGGAAUAGGCCUUCUUGGUACAAGGAGAAAGUCUAUCCAGAGAACAAGGUGCCAGCGCUUGAGCACAAUGGAAAAAUCAUUGGGGAGAGUCUGGAUUUGAUCAAAUAUCUUGAUAACACUUUUGAGGGGCCUUCCCUUUACCCCGAGGAUCAUGCAAAAAGAGAGUUUGGCGAGGAGUUGCUCAAGUAUACUGAUACUUUCGUUAAAACCAUGUAUGGGUCACUCAAAGGGGACCCCUCUAAAGAAACCGCACCUGUGUUAGAUUAUCUGGAAAACGCUCUGUAUAAGUUCGAUGACGGGCCAUUCUUCCUCGGUCAGUUAAGCUUGGUUGAUAUCGCCUAUAUCCCGUUUAUUGAAAGGUUUCAAACUGUACUCAAUGAACUAUUUAAGUGCGACAUUACUGCAGAACGUCCCAAAUUAUCGGCAUGGAUCGAGGAAAUGAACAAGAUUGAUGGCUAUGCACAGACGAAAAUCGAUCCUAAGGAGAAUGUGGAGAUUUUCAAGAAAAAAUUCAUGUAAGGAAGCAGCAAGAAGUAUAGUGUACCGGACCAAACCACCUUUCUUCGGAUAUGAACUAUGAAGUAAGAACCAGACGAUGCAAUAAGAUAUGUACUUGAAC
Molecule: messenger RNA, 879 nt
Organism: Arabidopsis arenosa
Lineage: Eukaryota; Viridiplantae; Streptophyta; Magnoliopsida; Brassicales; Brassicaceae
Source: the annotation of a GenBank genome assembly